AUGUCGACCUGCAUCAAGGACUGUCGCGAGAUUUUUACACGAUGGCGACGGAGAUGGUCUGACGGCCUCCCUGCCAAAUCGGCCUCGAUGCACGUUGGCUGGGGUCAAUAUAGAUGGUGCAUUGCUCUGGGGAGGCUGGUGAGCCGCUACUGCAGAUUUAAGGAGCUCUCGGAAUUCGCCUCGGGGCCGGAACUUGACUAUAACUAUGCUCAGCAGUACAUGGCCCUUAGUGCCGUCAAGUGUUCAAGAGCUCUGCACCAGAACCACAUCUGCGGCAAGAAUAUUUGGGCAGGAAACGUACUGGAAACAUUGCGACCUCUGCUUGAAAAGAGCGAGCGGGCUAGAGACAGUCCUGCGUGGAAGAAAUGGAAGAAUGCGAGGCUCUGGGCCUUCUACGUCGGUGCUAGAUAUGAAGGACGCGAGCAGCAGCCUGCUUUGAGCAGCGACUUGUUUGAUGGCUGGUUCCAUGAGCAGUUUGCCCGUCAGGUCCAUGAUAUGAGACUUCUCACGUGGGACGAUACUGUCCAGAUUCUGAACGCGUUCCUCUUCGACUCCUCCGCUCCACAAGCGCAAAGGUCUUGGUUCCAAGAGACUGAGAAACUGAAGGCUGCGGCUAUUGCUGAGGUUGGGGUGUCGGAUAAAGGGGUCCUGGGUCGAGCCGAGUAG
This is a messenger RNA of Cladophialophora bantiana CBS 173.52, 666 nucleotides long. RefSeq lists its product as uncharacterized. The record is from RefSeq and is a predicted model, not a curated record. The coding region runs from base 1 to 666 and encodes 221 amino acids. The transcript has a single exon. NCBI's taxonomy places the organism in Eukaryota, Fungi, Ascomycota, Eurotiomycetes, Chaetothyriales, Herpotrichiellaceae.